AUGUUGUCCUUGGUCAAAGACGAGAAAGGAACGAAAGAUGAAAGACGGGGUAACAAAAUUAAAAUAUUUAAACUUGCCGCAAAAGCAGAUAAGUUUGGAAAAGAUAAAUUCAAUCGAUAUUUCUGUUUUGGAUUUGGACUACAUCUACCAUCAAUUCGGGAAAGAAGUAGGCACAUUUAUCAAAUUCAGGGGCCUGAGGGAGUUAUAAUGUUGAUUCCUUUCCUUUACCACAAACCGCCAAAGUCACCCAACUUUUUGUUCGCUAUUUCCACCACCAUGUUUCCGUUCAAUAUCUCCGUGGUCGAACUUAGUGUUUCAUCAAUAUUUGAUGAAAGCUCAUUUCAAAAUCUGCCAAUUCCUACGUGA
This is a messenger RNA of Funneliformis mosseae, 366 nucleotides long. Lineage: Eukaryota; Fungi; Glomeromycota; Glomeromycetes; Glomerales; Glomeraceae. The record is from the annotation of a GenBank genome assembly.